Molecule: messenger RNA, 724 nt
Organism: Pneumocystis carinii B80
Lineage: Eukaryota; Fungi; Ascomycota; Pneumocystomycetes; Pneumocystales; Pneumocystaceae
Exons: 5
Coding region: 1-678 (225 amino acids)
Biological process (GO): regulation of transcription by RNA polymerase II
Cellular component (GO): core mediator complex; mediator complex
Molecular function (GO): transcription coactivator activity
Source: RefSeq, a predicted model, not a curated record
AUGCCGGAAUGGAUUACUGCUUAUGGAAGACUAUGUACAGACAAUGUUCUGGAUUAUUUUUCACAAUCCCCAUUUUAUGAUCGACAUUCAAACAAUGAAGUUCUUAAAAUGCAAACACAAUUCAACACAUUGGGAGAUCUUCAUGGCCAUUUGAAGAAAAUGCGUGGAAUUGAAUUUGUUAUUUCAACAGAAAAAGAACCAGAUAUAUGGGUAAUCUAUAAACAACACCGAUCAAGCGAACAUAAUGCAUCUGUACUUGCAGUAUAUUUUGUAGCAAACGAAAGUAUUUAUAUGGCACCAAGUAUUCAUUCUGUCAUUUCUUCUCGUAUGCUAAAUAUUAUUUUAUCACUUCGACAAGCGUUAGCUUCUGUUCAUAAUUUACAUCAUUUUUCUUCUAUAACUGAAUAUUCAUAUUCUACUCCAGAAGAAAUUCCUUCAAAGGACUUACCAAUACAUAAUAUUAAGGCAAAUCAACAUGUACGAAAAGCACUAAACGAUGCAAUACGUGAAAAGUUUUAUGAUAUGGCUCAAAACAAAGAUAUAACAAAACAAGAACCUCAAGAAAAUACCUUAGAAGAUCAUUUUAAACCCAAAUUUGAUCCUACUUCAACUAAUAUAAAAAAAAAAAAAAAAACAAAAAAAAGCGAAACUCCUACUUCUCCACAAAUACAACACUAAACUCUUACUAAGGCUUUUUCUUUUAAAAAUCUUUACAUACUCUUAA